AUGGAUUCUUCAGAACUUGGGGUAAAGGUGACGAGCAACAAGGGUAAGAUUGGACUCCAAAGCCAUCGCCUUCAACGCGUCGUAGCCUCCGCGUUCAAACGUGCAAAAUUAGUUCCCAGACAAGAAGAGAGUGAUAGGAUUAGCGGCUUACCGGACCCUCUGCUUCACCACAUCCUCUCUUUUCUUCCCAUAAAAGAAGCCAUAGCCAAGAGCUUGAUCUUGUCCAAGAGGUGGACUCCGCUAGGGCUAGCAAUGCCCGCUCUUGACAUCCACGACUUUGGAUUUUCUAGUCUUCACUCCUUCAUUCAAUUUGUAGAUGCUGUCUUGUUCUUGUCAGAUCCCAACCCCAUAAACAUGUUUCGUCUCAAGUGUCAGAGAUUCCGAGUGCCUUCUAUCAGGAUUAAUCCGUGGAUUAAGUCAAUCAUGAAUCAUAAAGUUCAGCAUCUCGAGCUAUGCUUUGCUGAUUUAAAUUCUUAUCGUCACGUUGAUGUGCCUGCUUGCAUUUUUCAUAGCAGUACCAUUAAGGUUUUAAAGUUGGCUAAGGUUAUGCUGAAUGCUCGAUCUGUUAAUUCGCCUUCACUCAAAGUAUUGCAUCUGGUGAAAGUUCAAUUUUCAAAUCCUGAAUCUGCGGCUAAUAUCCCUAAUGGAUGUUCUCUUCUUGAAGACUUGGUGUUAAAAACUUGGUCUACUCCUAUCGGACAUUUCAGGAUUGGAAGGUUUGAACAUUUUGCGUCGGCAGAAGUUCAACCGUCGUGGAUUCCGUUGACAGCUUUUAGUAAUGUUAGGCUUCUUCGUAUUGAGUUGGAUCUUAUUUUUAAGAGAAGUUUGGUAGAGUCCAUGCUUGAUAUUCCUCAAUGUCUUUCAACCCAUCAUAAGAAAUUUUGUCUGGGUGAGUAUAGAGGGUCGGAAUGUGAGUUUGAACUUGCAACGUUUAUUAUGAAGAACUCAAGUGCUUUGAGAAACAUCUCCAUUUACAGUUCUACAAAGGAAAAUGUAGAUUCGAAACACCAAAUGCUCAGAAGAUUAUCAUCAUGUCCUAGGGGUUCAUUGAAUUGCAGGCUGCUAUUCAAUUAAAUUUCUGAAAAUGUAAAAUGCUUU
Messenger RNA from Prosopis cineraria, 1098 nucleotides. RefSeq names its product F-box/LRR-repeat protein 25-like. NCBI's taxonomy places the organism in Eukaryota, Viridiplantae, Streptophyta, Magnoliopsida, Fabales, Fabaceae. Gene Ontology annotation, molecular function: protein binding. The record is from RefSeq and is a predicted model, not a curated record. The transcript has 4 exons. The coding region runs from base 1 to 1074 and encodes 357 amino acids.